This is a messenger RNA of Lineus longissimus, 7294 nucleotides long. RefSeq names its product serine/threonine-protein kinase 38-like. The coding region runs from base 976 to 2409 and encodes 477 amino acids. The transcript is spliced from 13 exons. Lineage: Eukaryota; Metazoa; Nemertea; Pilidiophora; Heteronemertea; Lineidae. Gene Ontology annotation, molecular function: ATP binding; protein serine/threonine kinase activity. The record is from RefSeq and is a predicted model, not a curated record. Gene Ontology annotation, biological process: peptidyl-serine phosphorylation; intracellular signal transduction.
GUACGUCAGUGUCCGGCGUUGUUAGGGCGGGUCUUGGGUUGGCUUUAUAUUAAAAGGCUUCGCAUUUACUCACUGGCAGCUGGAGUGUGUUCAUAUUGGCCAGCAGGAGAGUGGUUGAUGGUGAAUGAUGGACAAUCAGUCGUUCUGAGGCGGACAUGAAGGCUUUGCACUUCACUUGGAUCCUAGACGGGCUUUGCUAUUAGAAGCUUACACGCUGAUGUGUAUGCACUGACUGGUUUGUGGUCUUUUCUGAGAUCAAUUUUAUCAAUAUGUGAAAAUCUGUCAAUAUUCUUCAGGAUAUUAGAGCUCUAUAUUAUUUGUACUGGGUGUCAGGUUGCCCUUUAUGAAGAACUUUUCUGUGGUCGAACUCUUCAGUAUCUGCCCACUCCAUUAGUUUUAUCCAUAUCGAUACAUUCUGUCACCUUGUAAUGUGGCUUGCAGUCUGUGGGGCGAUUGGCUAUGUGAACACCGGAGCUGUAUGCACGCAUGAGUGAUGCACAAUCAACAACUUUGAAUUCAAUGAAUCUUCAGCUUACAUGUAUAAGGUACCGUUGUUGUCAUUGAUUCAGACCGAGUGCUGUCCCAGAUUAUUCUCCGAUAAGAACCUGCUGAAGUGCCUGACAUGACCUUUGCAUUUGAAAUAGUAUACAGUUGUUGGAUUGAAACUUCAAACGACCUACAAAAUAUACUUGGAUGGAUAAGGCAUUUGAUUAUAGUCACAUGAUUACAUGUACUUGUACAAAAAAAGAAGAUUAUAAAGAUUAUAAACACAACUGUCAUGUGGCCUAACGCCCAUUCAUUGAUGACGGGUAUGAGGUAGAUAAGCAUACAUUAGACAUACUGCUCAUCGGUGUUAUUCAAUGUAAUAUCUAGUCGGGUGUUUAUUCUAGUGAUGAGUUCAAAAUUCUCAGAGGAUUGUGGAUUAUUCUGUGGAUUUCCUAGUCUUCCAUAUAUGAUGAAAACUGAAACGAAUGGAUGGGUCAGGCACAUGCUAUCAAACAACUGAAGAUUCGCCGACCCAAGAUGGCUACUGUUGGUGAACAAGUCCAUGUCAGCAGUCACACUGAGGACAAGGUGACUAAAGCCAAAGUCACCUUGGAGAAUUACUACACCAACCUCUUGGCGCAGCACCAGGAUAGGGAAAACAGAUAUCGACGCCUGGAACAGUCAAUGGAAGAAGAGGGACUCUCAGAUGAACAAAAAAGUGAGAGAAGACAGCAACAUGCUACAAAAGAGACAGAAUUCUUACGGCUAAAGCGGUCGCGGCUAGGCGUUCAGGACUUUGAACCUUUGAAGGUCAUUGGUAGAGGUGCUUUUGGGGAGGUCCGGUUGGUGCAGAAAAAAGACACAGGACAUAUAUAUGCUAUGAAAAUAUUAAGAAAAUGUGAUAUGUUAGAAAAAGAACAGGUAGCCCAUGUGCGAGCUGAGCGUGACAUCCUUGUUGAAGCGGAUCACAUGUGGGUGGUGAAAAUGUUCUACUCAUUUCAAGAUGCAUCGAGUCUAUAUUUGAUUAUGGAGUUCUUGCCAGGAGGUGAUAUGAUGACGUUAUUAAUGAAGAAAGACACACUGACAGAAGAGUCGACCCAGUUUUACGUGGCAGAAGCGGUACUCGCCAUCGACUCUAUACACCGGCUUGGAUUUAUACACAGAGAUAUCAAACCAGAUAAUUUACUACUAGACGCUAGGGGCCAUAUAAAAUUAUCCGACUUUGGAUUAUGUACUGGUCUGAAGAAAUCCCAUAGGACAGAAUUCUAUAAGGACUUAUCACAGGCUAAGCCCAGUGAUUUCAGUAAGUAUUGUGUGUCUGCAUCGAAACCGAUGGAUUCUAAACGUAAGGCAGAAAGUUGGAAGCGGAACCGACGACAGUUAGCCUACUCGACCGUGGGGACGCCAGAUUACAUUGCCCCUGAAGUGUUCAUGCAGACGGGCUACACAUGUUCAUGUGAUUGGUGGUCACUGGGAGUCAUCAUGUAUGAAAUGCUUAUAGGGUAUCCUCCUUUCUGCUCAGAAAAUCCUCAGGAAACGUACCGCAAGGUGAUGAACUGGAGAGAGACGCUCGUCUUCCCUCCGGAGACACCGAUUUCAAAUGAAGCCAUGGAUCUCAUUCAAAGAUAUUGCUGUGAUGCUGAUCAUCGAAUUGGCCACAAUGUUGUGAAUGAAAUCAAGGAUCACAGUUUCUUCAAGGGGGUUGACUGGGAUCAUAUACGUGACCGUCCUGCUGCCAUUCCUAUCCAGGUGAAAAGUAUCAGUGAUACCUCAAAUUUCGACGAAUUCCCAGAGGUUGACCUCAAGUGGCCCGAGCCAAAAGAAAAGGAUAACGAUCCGAAGUACAAGGACCUUGUGUUUAUCAACUACACAUUCAAGAGUUUUGAGGGUCUAACACAACGAGGGAGAUCUGGGAAGAGCUAACUGCAGGGGUGCCACCAGUAUGACGAGAUUGAACUGUGUAUAAAGAGAUAGACUGUAUCGUAUUUGUUGACUGCUUGUGGCAGAUUUCGACGGCAAUGUGCUGAUUACUGAAAACUAGCGUUAAACACCAUUACGUUUCAAUCACACUGUUUUCACCUCCCUGUCUGCCUGCCUCUUCAGUUGCGAAGGCAUUAGUUAGCAGUGCAGGGGGCAUCCUCAAAUACUUCAACAGGCAUAUUUUGGCGACGAUGGCUGGUGUUGAUCAAAAUGAAAGGUUACAACUUGAGUAGUGUACAACUUGAGUUUUCAGUUGAUCGUGACAUGCCGUUUUCCUUGUUUGACAACUGUGGCUUGCUGCCAUAGGAAAUUGAUGUUUCUCACAUUGGUCAGGAUCAGUACAUUCCUGGCUUGGAAAAAGAAGGAGUGGAAAAUCAAAAGGUUUGAGUUGUGUCUUUCUUAGAGCUGAUCAGAUGUGGAGUCCCCUUCACAGAAGAAACAGGGUUGCACGGGUUUUGUGAGGCUUUUGUAGGAUGGACAGUGGAUAAAACUUUGUUCUAAUUGAUAUCAUUCGCAUAAUCUGUGAAAAUAAAAUCCCCGCAAUGAUUUGGCUGUUUGCAGUAGCUCACCAUGUUUCUGCUUGUUUUUGUUGGUAACUUUCGUUGGUUCCUUGGAUCCACUUUUUUCGCGGGGGGCAUUGCCCACAGUGGAUCUCAAAUGUUGUAUUGCGUGUGCUUUACGUGUAGGCUCAUACCAAUCUGAGAAACUCCAGUUGACCUGGCUUGAAUGAUGAUGACACUGAGAAUCAGUUGAAGCUGAUAUAUCAGAGGAUGUUCGAAACAUGGAAAAUGUUUUACUUUUCUACUUCACGAAAUGUGAAUGUGGAUGUGAAUCGAUACUUCUGAUGUUUGCGAGUUCUGUAAGAAAUCAUGAUUUGGGAUCUCUGGCACUGGUGUGAUUAAAACUGACAAUGCCAUGUUGACAUUAGGUUGUACAUGUACUAUGCCUUGUAUCGUGAAAGUUGCCAUCCCUUCUCUCCAUCUUCAUCCUAAUUUUACCCUCAGAGGUAGAUGUUGAAGGGUGAUCAUUUUCAUUGCCAACUACAGCUGUGUGGUGUAAAAAAGUAAAAUAUUUUCCAUGUAACUGGCCAGUCAACCAAUGUGCUGUCGCAGUGUGAAACCCUUGUAAAAAAACCUACAACCUGCAUGUAACUGACUACAUGUUCCAAAUUAAAUGUGAUAUUUAAAGUUGUAAAAAUGCAAAAAGUGUUUGUGCUAUAAUGGAGUUCACCUCCACCUAUGCUUUAGCAGCAUUUCUUGGUAUUUUAGGAAGUUACGAAAUCUGCAGAGUUUAUGAGCACCAUUUAAAGUUUUGGAGCUAGAUACAAAAUCUGGGCUGGAGAAUUUGACUAGUCAAGUUUACCAAACAACCUGAUGGUGUUAUUUGGCCAGGGGCCACUGGUUCCAUUUGCGAAUACAUUACUCAAGAAUUCUUUGUUUGAAGUACAACAGUCCUACUGACUAUGCCUUCAACAUGUGAAUGAUGGUUCCUUCAAAGUUCUUUAGAAAACAUGCUUUUGUUGGAAACCUUCUGAAAACCUUCCUAAAAUAACAAGAGAUGGUCCUUUCUCACCGUAUGUUAUGGUGUUGGCUAAGCCCAUGUAAUUAAAUUGUAAUUGUUGGUGAUCUACACAAAUAUAUUCAUGUAAAUUUUUAGUAUCUGUAUAUAAAGUAUAUAUAGCACUUGUUUUUUUGUUGAAGGGGUUUGGGGUUGUGGUGUAUAAUCCCUGCCAUAACUGUUUUAAUUUUCUGUGCAUUCCCAUCCCUCGCAAUGAGUCUUAUCGACUUGCAAUGGCUUUGUGCUAAAUUCACCUGUAUUGAAAAUCUAUUUUUGCUUAUAGCCAAUCUCAGUGAACAGAAGAAGACUACCGUAACCAUGCAGACAUGCAUUUCUUAAAAGGGAUAAAGAUUCAAAACCAUCUUUUUUCUUUCCUCUUGAAUUCGUAUUCUAAUGUGUCUGUGUGCUUUAUACUAAUACAGCUGAUGCAUAUAUUGAGAACAUUUAAAAUAGUUGUACAUUUGUGAAAAGUCUGUUGAGGUACAAAAUAUAGUUUUGAGAAGUACUGGACAAAUCCUGCUGAUUUUCUGUACUGGAGUUUGGAGUGUAAAUUUCCAAGAUACUACUAUAGUCUGUGUCGAAUAUUAUGAUUUAACAAAUUUCAAUAGGCAACUGAAGAUGGGUGGAAACUUUGUGUUUAAUAUUGUAAAGUUGUAUAAAAUACAAGGUCGAAGUCACUUAAUACCUGUUGUGAUACACUUUAUAAGUACAUGUAAUCUGAUCUGAAUCCUUUCUUUAAAUAUUUCCUCAAAACCAGAAAUUGAGGAAACAUCAAAUUACUUGAGUACAUGUAUGUUUUUCUGUUCCUUUUAGAAGUAAUUAUUUCACAGUUCUUGCUUGUUGAUGGUUGUUCAGUUGGAGUCCAAUACCGCAUGCCUUAUCGUGUAAUACUGAAAAAGUUGGGUCGAAAUAUUCAAACAACUUCUUUCUUCUGGAGUUGCAGAACUUUCAAAGGAUUCUAGUUGAUAUACAUGUCCUGAGAAUGGUUUAUUACAGAAAAUACUACGAUGUAAAAGUCAUGGAAGGGUAGAGAUGUCAGACUUGGUUCAAGGUUUGAAAAUGGGUCUGGUUGCAGCUUUGACCUUGACGAUGAAGAACUGAAUACAUGUAAGGAGCGCCUUGAUACCCUGAGUGCUCUGAAACUGAACUUGGUCAGUGAAAAAAAGCACCAAAUAGAAGACACCAUUAUAAAGUGUGAAUGACCCGUCCCUCCCUUGUCUUGAUGAAGGAGUACAUCCAGUGGCUGCAUACUUUGGGCACUAGGACAAACGCUUGUUGAAUAGCCCACCACCACCUUAGCCCUGUGAAAUCCCAAUCUUCAGAAGUAAACUUUGAAGUGUUGGGUUUUUGGUCUCGUACAAGUUGAGGACUCCUGUGAUCAAUGUACCAAUUUGUUGUCCUUUCAAUAUAUGAAUAUUUUGUGGCAUUUUCCAGCACUGAAUCGCAGUCUCUUCCCUUUUGCCAAUGAUCGAGUGUGUUUCUGUCGUUGUGUUGCCAAUUUAAACGGACAGGUGCACAUUUCAGAAGGCAUUGUGGUUGAGUUGGAUUGCAUUCUAUUGAUGUUAUACUUGUCCCUAUAUCAUACUGAUACAGAUUAUAAAUGUUUCUUUUUAGCCAGCAUAGCCUGCUUAUACCGAUGUGUUUGUGCAGUUGUUGUUGUUAAGUACAUGUAGGCUGACAUCCGCAGCAAUUGUGACCAUUUCUGCAAACUAGUUCUGCUGCAUGGGUCCAGUAUUUUAAAGGCUAAAAGAUUCCUAGACUCAUCAUCCAAAAAGACAAUGAAGGUCAUGAAUCUUGAAGAUAUGCUGAUGAUAUGGCUCCAAGUUAUAAACAAUUUUGAGCUGCAUGUACUAGCACUGUUUCACUUCAUCACAUGAUUAAACAGAAUCUCAUUUGUAAUUGAAGUAAGGAAGGUUAACUUCAUCAUGUGCAGUGCUUGGGUGGAAGUUCAAAACAGACAGACUGUGUUCUUUACAGGCAAUUCAAAAUAGGGGUAUUAUGGUGAAGGAAAUGUCAACAGGCUCAAAAACAUUUUGACAACUUUAUUACAAUGUUGGAGUUGUGUUGUGUCUGUUCUAUAAAUUCUUAACUGAAGUGGGGAGAAAUGGAAUAUGCAGAAGUUGCUACUCUCGUUCUGUGCCAUAUGUUGUUGGAGCACCAAAAAAGUUAUUCAUGUGAUGCCUGCUGGUCAAUAUAAAGACAAGGCGUGUCUAAAAUCUUAAAUUUGGCAGAAUUACAAUAUUAUAAUGAGUUGAAAUGUAAAAGUAGAGUUUUUGUGAUCAGUUUUGUGAUAUGCUUCUUAUCUUUUCAUGGCUUGUAAAACCACUUACUUUUCUGCGAUUUGUCGUGUUUAUACAGUUAUCCCUAGCUAAAAGAAUUGAUAAAGAUUAGUCUUUGUUAAUUCUUGCUAGCUAUACUUUCAAUAGGCUUCUGUCCCAAGGUUGGCAAUAGCGACAGAUGACUGUAGAAAAGUAACUUGAUGAUAGAAAUCGUCAUCGAGAAUUUAUCGUACAUGUAUAAUCAAAAAUCGGAAAAUUUUGCUGUGAAAUAUUUGUGACAAAAUUCUUGUUGCUGGUACUAUUCACGGUUGUGAUCCAGACUGAUAAUAUAUACACCAGUUUUAUGAGCCACAAAAGAGUCACCAGAAUCCUUUGUAGUGGCUGAUUACUGAUUAUAAUAAUAAUGAUAAUAUUUAGUUCUUAAAUGGCGCUUUUCCAGGUUUCUCUGCUCAAAGUACUUUUGGGAUACCAUUAUUAUUACCUGGUGUCCACAGAAAUCAAUCGGGGGGGGGGGGGGGGGGGGGGGGGGGGGGGUUCGAGGGGCAACCAGAAGGCCAAGCAGUGACACUACAUUACACUUGGAGAAUAACAGUACAGACAGUGACUUGCUCCACAACGACUAUUGUUUGGUCAACCAGAUAGAGCCUCUUUUUGGAAAGAAUCGAAUUUCAGUAUUGUUCUUCCUAAAGAGAAGUCUUUAUUUUCUAGAUAACGAGUUUGUUCUUGGAGGUUUGGAGAUUGUAUUUUUGAGUUGAGGUGUGUUUCUUUUUCUAAUUGUACUAAUCCUUGUGGUGUUUCCAACGUCUCCUUGUGCUCUGGUUACCAUGAUUACAGAAUGUCAAGCCUGUGCUUGGCUCGUGUGGCUUUUGCACUUGAAAUAAAAAAAUCUUUAAAAAUUUGAAAACCUGAACAGCUAUGGAGGUAUGAAUGUAUAAGAGGUAUUGAUGUAAAAAUUCACGCAAUUUUAAAUAAACUGUAUAAAGUGAAACUUA